Messenger RNA from Vicia villosa (hairy vetch), 588 nucleotides. Its product is annotated as methylesterase 7-like. Gene Ontology annotation, molecular function: methyl indole-3-acetate esterase activity; methyl jasmonate esterase activity; methyl salicylate esterase activity. The coding region runs from base 1 to 588 and encodes 195 amino acids. The transcript has 6 exons. The record is from RefSeq and is a predicted model, not a curated record. Gene Ontology annotation, biological process: salicylic acid metabolic process; jasmonic acid metabolic process. NCBI's taxonomy places the organism in Eukaryota, Viridiplantae, Streptophyta, Magnoliopsida, Fabales, Fabaceae.
AUGUCUGAAUUUAAUAUGAACCAAAAACAACAUAAGCAUUUUGUUUUGCUUCAUGGUGUUUGUGUUGGAGCUUGGUGUUGCUACAAGCUUAAGCCACAAUUAGAACCUAUUAGUCACAAAGUCGCAGCACUUGACCUUGCAGCUUGUGAGUUUUUAGCAUCACUUGAUCCAAAUGAAAAAGUGGUUUUUGUGGGUCAUAGCUUUGGUGGAAUGAGUAUAGCUCUUGCAAUGGAAAAAUUCCCAGAAAAAGUUAGUUAUGAUUUUUUCGGUGUAGUUGGAUUGAUAGUGCUUGAUAUUGAAAGUGAGAAUUGUUAUGCUAGAAUUCAGUUUUAUUUUGAUUUCUACCCUUUUUUGAGGUUUCGAUUUUCUUGGAGUGUAUUGGCUCGGCAGAUUUAUAUAGGAUGCAGCAAGGUCGCUGGUAAGGUGCAUAUUUAUUCUAUAUCGAGAGAUACACUUACAAAACAAACUGUUCUUGAGAAGCACCAAGGUGCAAUUAGCGCAAUCAGAUAUUCUCCGAAACGUUUCCAUGAUAGGUUUGAAGUUGCAGGUGCAAAUUGGUUCAUUGAGUCAAUUUUGGCCAAGUUUUGA